UGGUGAGAAAAGAUUAUUAUAAAUCUUAGACAUUUUUAAAUUUCCUAAACUACCCUCUAAUUCAUUAUAAAUAAAAUAGCGUACACCAUUCUUUAACCUAAUACAUUGUUUUUUUCUCUGGCGCCAAAAUCAUCAGUUUGCUCCUCUUCUGCCGCCAAUUUUCUCAUCCAUCUCGAUAACCAGGUAUGAGUUUUAAUAUGCAAUUAUGGAUUUAUAAUUCUGUUUGCAUAGGCUACUCUAGUGUUAAAGAAUGUUAUUGGCCAUUUUGACGGCUACUCUAGUAUUAAUAAUGUUAUGGGCCAUUACAAUGAGAAUGGCUACUCUAUUGUUAAAGAAUGUUAUUGGCCAUUUUGACGGCUACUCUGUGAUCAAUUAUUAUUAUUGUUUUAGAGUUUCUAUUAUGAAUUUUAUAAUAGUUUUGAUGAUAAGAGUUUAUUAAUUGAGUAAAUUAUUGUUUAAACUUUGAAGAACAGUGUAUUGUGUUAUUUUGAGAUUAUAACUAAACGAAGUGUAAUAUUUUUUUACAUAAAGUAGCAUACUGAUAUGAAUUAACAUGUUCAUUUAAUCUAUUAUCUUUUAUGAAUUAACAUUAUCUUUUAUAAACCCACUAUGUCUUUUUUAUUUGUGUUAAUAUCAUUAUGUGGAUCUGGUUUGUCUUUUCCAUUGUGCUAAAGAGAUGUUUUUUUUCUUUCUUUUUAAGCGAAUUUUGGCCCUUUGCUAUGGAUAAUCAGAUACUCAAUACAAUUCAUGUUGUGCGAGCUAAACAAUUGCAAGCAAUUAAAAUAUUUUGCUUAUUGGUGGUUUUUAUUAUACGACAUAGAAUGUUUACCAAAAAACAUGUUAAUUUACCUACUAGAGAUGAAAUUUUACAAAGACGAUGUGUACGAGAAGAGAUGUUACAUGAUCUUUCAAAAAGUGGUAAAUGUCGUGAACUUAUCCGUAUGAGUGAGAAAGCUUUUAUGACAUUGUGCAAUAUCCUAAAGCGUGAUGGUGGUCUUCGACCUACUCAACGUAUGUCCGUUGAAGAGCAAGUUGCAAGAUUUUUGCAUAUUGUAGGUAAUGACUUGAGAAACCGGCUUGCCUCUUGGAUGUACCGUCGUCUUGGAUCAACAACCAGUCGAUGCCUCCAUAGAGUUUUGCAAGCGAUUAUAUCGUUAGAAAGUCGUUAUAUUCAACAACCGAAAGGUGAUAUUGUCCCGAAAGAAAUUCAAGAAAAAAAACGAUUUUAUCCGUUUUUCAAGGACUGCAUAGGGGCAAUUGAUGGAACACAUGUUCGUGUCAAGGUACCUAACAAAGAUGCCCCUAGAUAUCGUGGUCGCAAAGGAUACCCGACAAUAAAUGUAUUGGCUGCUUGUACAUUUGAUUUAAAGUUUACAUAUAUUUUAACUGGUUGGGAGGGUACCGCGUCGGAUUCAAGAAUAAUAAAGAAUGCACUUACUAGAGAUGAUAAACUAGUCAUUCCGACCGGUAGAUUUUGUUUAGUAGAUGCGGGCUUACCUCAUACGAUUACACUAAUGACACCAUAUAGAGGUGUUAGGUAUCAUUUGAAAGAGUACUCCGCUCAUGCCCCUAAGAAUUCAAAGGAAUUGUUUAACCUUCGUCAUGCUUCAUUGCGUAACGCAAUAGAAAGAGCAUUUGGUGUCCUAAAAAAGAGGUUUCCUAUCAUUAGAAGUACGACAGAACCAUUUUACUCUUGUGAAACACAAUCACGCAUCUUUUUGGCAUGUUGUAUUUUACACAACUUUUUACUAGAGGAAGAUCGUGACAAAGAUCUCGAAGAUGAGGUCUUACAUGAGGUGUUAAAUGGAUCAGAAGAAGAAGAACGUCAUAGUACAGGAGACAUACGUGAGGGUAAUACCAGAGCAGACCAACUAAGGAAUUCAAUUGCUAAUGAAAUGUGGACUAACUAUUUGGCUUAUCCGAAUGAUGAAAUAGAUAUGUCAAAGUAGUUCUAGAAUAGUACAUUUUAAUUUUUCUAUUUGACAUUGUAUUGAUGAUUGGUAUUUGAAAUUAUUAUCAUUAUUACAUUUACCAUUUGUAAAUUUUCAAUUAUUUUAACUUUGUAUUAUUUAUUUAUGUUAC
This is a messenger RNA of Helianthus annuus (common sunflower), 2082 nucleotides long. RefSeq lists its product as uncharacterized. The transcript is spliced from 2 exons. The coding region runs from base 639 to 1949 and encodes 436 amino acids. NCBI's taxonomy places the organism in Eukaryota, Viridiplantae, Streptophyta, Magnoliopsida, Asterales, Asteraceae. The record is from RefSeq and is a predicted model, not a curated record.